AUGCAGCAGUUGAUCCAGCCUCAAGCAGCAGACCGGCGUACGUCACAUCAUCUUCUUCAUCGUCUUCAUCGUCUUCUUCUCGUCGCCUUCAUCUUCAUCUUCAUCUCAUCGCCGUAUACUCCGUAUCCUCUCACCUUCGUCUUCAUCUCUGUCUUCUCUCUGCCUCUCAAAGGGACACCAGCUGCCAGCGCAUGUUCUCUCGUCGCCAGCUCAGUCGCUGCCGGAGCCCGCCAGCCCUCGCAUCCUCCCUCCAGCCUCGUCCGGACUGCUCGCCAGGCCAGUAUCAAGACCGCAAUCCCAACUGCUGGAUGGACUGCGGCCUUCGCUUCGUAUCGUCGCGGCCGUCUGCGUCGCUGCCUGUCUCCGCGCCCACAGCCUUGUCUCUGUCUCCGUCACCGUCUCUUCGUCUUCUUCCUCUUCACGAUGCUCUCACGGAAGCAUAGACAGGCGCCGUCGGUGAAGUCGCUGACCAUCAGCCCGCCGCUCCCCUUCCCGCCAUCGUACUACCAGAACCACGCAACGGAGCACCAGCAGCAUCAAUAUCAGAGCCAGCAGCAGGCGGACAUGUACCCACAGCCUACGCCGCGAGAGUAUCCCGAGUAUGCCACCCUGACAGACCACUGCGCGGCGACAAACAUGGAUAUGAACAUGAAUAUGAACAUGAACAUGAACAUGAACAUCGACCGCCAGCAGUCCUACUUUGACCUGCACGGCGGCCAUGGAUACCAGCCGUUCAUCCCCUUCAGCCCAAACGACUACAACUACGAUCUCGCGCCGUCCCGUCUCCCGCCGUCGCCGCCGACCUCUCCGCCAUAUCCAGCGGUUCACCCGUCCCCCCACUACUCGCCACAGGAGCAACAGCACCAGCAGGACUUUUACCCGUCGACACUAGGGUCUCUGCCUCGCUCGUUCAUGAAGAACGCAGGCCAUAAGCGAGGGGCUCUCUCGCUGGGCAGCGGGCGCAGUGGGACGGCCGCAUCUCAUCCAUCCCGCCUAAGCCGUGGCAGCGUCAACACAGAUGUCGGCCGCGCAUCAGAUAUCUCCAUAGACCUGACCGAUAUGCUCUCCGAGAAGCUAGACGAGGUCAUCAACCACAUGGACAUGCAGGUCUUUAGCGGCCGUGAGAGGGACUUGUAUCUCGACGUAGACACCGGCACUCCGCCGCAGCCUGGGUUUGAUGUCAUCUCGAAUGCCAGUUCAGGAACCCGCAGCUUCUUACGUUCGUCUGCAUUAGCUUCGGCAUCUUCGUCUCAUGGUUCAAACAAGACGAACUACUUAGCAAAGGUGUAUCACUAUGCCAACUCCAGACUACCCCCUACCCUGACCCCUCUCAACCUAUUCAUCUCAACAUGGCCUCUGCUCUGUCUGGCUGCCCAGUCUUCUCAAAGUGCCUACAACCGUCCCUCCGGGGUCGAAAAGGAAACACACGUAGAGGGAGACCCUUAUCUGGGCACCAAGUCCAUGGUCAUCAAAUCUGUCGCCCUCGACCACAUGAAUCUCAUCGUCUUCGCCAUUCGUGGCACCACUCGCUCCUCCUUCACAGACUGGGCAACAAACAUGAACGCCGAGCCAGCUUCUCCCACCGGAUUCCUCGACGACCCGGGAAAUCUCUGCCACGCCGGGUUUCUAUCCGUUGCCCGCAAGAUGGUCCGUCCCGUUGCUCUACGUCUCGAACAGUUACUUGCCGAAAACCCAUCUCGCGCAAAGUUCUCCCUGGUUAUAACUGGCCACUCGGCUGGUGGUGCCGUUGCCAGUUUACUAUACGCCCACAUCCUCUCGCGCUCCCUACGAUCGGAACUGAUCUACUUACGGGACCGAUUCAAGCGGAUACACUGCUUCACCUUCGGAUCACCCCCCGUCUCUCUUCUGCCCAUCGAUAAACCGCCAGACUCAAAAUACGCCAAGUGGUUAUUUUACACCUUCAUCAACGAAGGCGACCCCGUCACCCGCGCCGACAAGCCAUAUAUUCGCUCCCUGAUCAACCUGUACAAAUCACCAGUCCCGCAGCAAACAAAGUCCCGCGGCCUGUCCACCAGCAGCAUGCCGAUGAAACUUAACUUUCUCUCUAAAGACCGACGAGACAGCACCGAUCGUGGGGAGAGAUCUCAAUCUAGAUCUAGGCAGGAGGUAUCCUGGUCCAUACCCAUGCCUACUCUAACACUACCAGGCUGCCUGAUCGUUCUGCGUGGGAACAGGGAUAACCCCAGGGACAAAAACCAUGUGGAAGCAUAUCUCACGCAUAACGAGGAGAUGGCAGGUGUUGUCUUUGGGGAUGUCAUGAUGCAUAUGAUGACGCUUUAUGAGCGACGAAUCCAACUUUUAGCUACCGACGCUGUUACGGCCAAGGCUGCUCGAUGA
This is a messenger RNA of Arthroderma uncinatum, 2358 nucleotides long. RefSeq lists its product as uncharacterized. Gene Ontology annotation, biological process: lipid metabolic process. The coding region runs from base 1 to 2358 and encodes 785 amino acids. The transcript is spliced from 4 exons. Lineage: Eukaryota; Fungi; Ascomycota; Eurotiomycetes; Onygenales; Arthrodermataceae. The record is from RefSeq and is a predicted model, not a curated record.